Callithrix jacchus (white-tufted-ear marmoset) is the source of this 3277-nucleotide messenger RNA. RefSeq names its product ST6 N-acetylgalactosaminide alpha-2,6-sialyltransferase 3 (gene ST6GALNAC3). Gene Ontology annotation, biological process: ganglioside biosynthetic process; oligosaccharide metabolic process. Gene Ontology annotation, molecular function: alpha-N-acetylgalactosaminide alpha-2,6-sialyltransferase activity. Lineage: Eukaryota; Metazoa; Chordata; Mammalia; Primates; Cebidae. The record is from RefSeq and is a predicted model, not a curated record.
GGGGGCGGGGCCGCGGCUCGGGGGGCGGGGUCUGUGGCGGCGCAGCUUGUGCCGCGGUCCCCUUAUUUGGAUCUGCGGGAAUGUGGGCUGGAGCGGUCCUGCCGCGGUACCAGCCUCCAGCCUGCCGCCGGGACUGCCCCUGACCCAGGCGCGCCCGCUGCUCGGUGGCAGGAGGGCCGGCGGAGCGCCAUGGCCUGCAUCCUGAAGAGAAAGUCUGUGAUUGCUGUGAGCUUCAUAGCAGCGUUCCUUUUCCUGCUGGUUGUGCGCCUUGUAAAUGAAGUGAAUUUCCCAUUGCUACUAAACUGCUUUGGACAGCCUGGUACAAAGUGGGUACCAUUCUCCUACACAUACAGGCGGCCCCUUCGAACUCACUAUGGAUACAUAAAUGUGAAGACGCAAGAGCCUUUGCAACUAGACUGCGACCUUUGUGCCAUAGUGUCAAACUCAGGUCAGAUGGUUGGCCAGAAGGUGGGAAACGAGAUAGAUCAAUCUUCCUGCAUUUGGAGAAUGAACAAUGCCCCCACCAAGGGCUAUGAGGAAGAUGUCGGGCGCAUGACCAUGAUUCGAGUUGUGUCCCAUACCAGCGUUCCUCUUUUGCUAAAAAACCCUGAUUAUUUUUUCAAGGAAGCAAAUACUACUAUUUAUGUCAUUUGGGGCCCUUUCCGCAAUAUGAGGAAAGAUGGCAAUGGCAUCGUUUACAACAUGUUGAAAAAGACAGUUGAUGUCUAUCCAAAUGCCCAAAUAUAUGUGACCACAGAGAAGCGCAUGAGUUACUGUGAUGGAGUUUUUAAGAAGGAGACUGGAAAAGACAGAGUCCAGUCUGGCUCGUAUCUCAGCACAGGGUGGUUUACCUUCAUUCUGGCCAUGGACGCCUGUUAUGGCAUUCACGUCUACGGGAUGAUAAAUGACACCUACUGCAAGACAGAAGGCUAUAGAAAAGUCCCCUAUCAUUACUAUGAACAAGGAAGAGAUGAGUGUGAUGAAUAUUUUCUUCAUGAACAUGCCCCAUAUGGGGGGCAUAGGUUUAUCACUGAAAAGAAAGUGUUUGCUAAAUGGGCCAAGAAGCACAGGAUAAUAUUUACACAUCCAAACUGGACAUUGUCUUGAUAAUGGUUUUCCUGAUCUUGCCGCAUCACUUAAUGUGAUCCCCAUAUUGCAAGUGUGAUGCUGAUGACGCUAAUGAAGAUGACGGUGAUGAUCAAGACAACAACAAUGGUUAUCAAGUUCCUGUACAUCUCAGAUGUGGAUGGUGACUCUGCUAGUAAUUUCAACUUGGCAUUUCAUGGAGGAUGGUUGUGCUCAUUAUGUUCUUUCUGGAGGUUCAACACUAUAUACCGCACUUUAUAAUUUAACUGGAAUUGAGACGAAGCCCAGUGACAUGACAACUGUGACCUAAGAAAUGGGAAGAUUAUUCUUCAAGAUAGCUGCAGAGAAUUGUUAAACAGUGAGUAACUUCCAGAAGCCAAAAGGGUUUGGCCUCAUAAGGCAAGGUGACUGACUCAAUGGCUUCUUGAAUCUCAGCAGCUUCGCCAUCUUGAAGAAUGAUUGAUUGUCAAACACUGAACCAAGAACUGCUAUCAAGGUGCAAGUAUCUUACUAGUUAGCCUAAGGAGGGGAAAAUAUCUCUACGGAAUAAACCAUCUUUCUGCAGUAUUUCCUAUAGCUAAAGCCUCAGGCCACUGCCUAACUAACAACAAAGAUUUCAUGGACAUCCUGCACUUCAGGAUUACUUGACUAUCUCAAACACGUAAAUGAAAAUGGGCCAAGUAGCAAAUCUUGAUGACUUUCCACUCUUACCAUCAAUUCUUACUACCUACAAUAUAAGUGAACAUGUGAUUAGAAUGAUCUAUAUUAAUGUUUAGUUAUUUUUGGUUGAGUCCUAAAUAUUUUAGAAGGCUACUUAACAUGUAAGAUACCAACUUCAACACUGUAAUAACAUAUACUGUGAAAACAUUCCUGAAACAUAACCAAAGGGUUUACUAACUCUGCUUCAACAUCCAACAACACAAAAACGUAUGAUUUUUAACAUCAUGAAACAGGGAAAGCAAAGCAUAUUUUUACAUCAAUUUGUAUCCUAUCAUACUUCAUAAUAUAUAUUUGUAUAUUCAAAUUUCUAUUUUGUAGGCCCAAGAUGUGUUUCUCCAAACAUUACAUUCUCAUUGCCAAGUGCCAACUGUUAGAUGUGGAGAGGAAAUGAUUCCUUGCAUUAAACCUGACCAGAGCUUUUGCCUUCUAGGGAUUUAUUUUCCCCAUAGUGUAUCUGUUGUUAUGUCACAAUAACAACAAUAAUAAUGACCUUAAUGUCCAAAGUGCUUUCCAUUUAGAGUCCUUUAACAUGUGUUAUACCACGUGACGCCCGUGAACACCCCAUUGGACUAUUGUCUGUGUAUUCUGCUAUCUCUUUAGCAGAUGAUCUGUAAUUUGGUCAUUGUUCUGUUAUACUCCAGAUUGCUCCACUUGCUAAUAUUUGUAUAGAAUAGAAUUUAUGUAAAUUAGUAACCAGUUGAUUUCUGUGCCAAAUACGUUAUAUCAGGAUUGCCCAAAAAGUAUCACAAAGGAUGAUCUUGGCCAUAUGCUAGGACCCCUGUGAAAAUAACUAGUUUUGAGAAGUUUUUCUACAUAUGUGUGUGUGUGUGUGUGUGUGUGUGUGUGUGUGUGUGUGUGUGUGUGUAUGGUUCUAUUUAGGUGGGGAAAAGAUGAAAAAGCAAGGACAACAGGAGGAAACAAAGGCAAAGAAUAUAGUUUCCUGUCGUAGGCUUGAGACAACUCUAUUUUUCAUGUACUCAUUGCUCAUUAAAUAUUAGAAGGUGAUUUGCUGAGAGAGUAGCUGAGAGUUCAAAAACAUCCUUGCAGAAUGAUUCAAAAGACAAAAGCCAGGUUCAACUGACAGAAUGUUUUGAAGGCUGGAGGUAAUGACACAUUUCACUUCAGAAGCACUUGUAGGUCUUUACUAGUGCUAAAUAUCAUGGUGAGUUAUCAUUAAAAUGUGCCAUCUUCGAUAAAGGCCUUAUUCCUCCUCUCUUCUGCCAUUUCAAUACCUCAGUAUUCACACCCAUAAAAAUUACCAAGCCCCAGUUCUAUCGUUGGAAAGAGUUGCUAUUCUUUUGUUGUUCCCUUAUGUAAUUUUUAGUCUAUGAAUGGUAAGUUUUUAUAGCUAAUGAUAGAUAGAAAUGCCCACUCAAAGAAAAAUAGAGACAAAUGUUAAAAUUGCCAAACAGGCUGUUUUCCCCCCUGUUGUUUCACUGUUGAAUAAAAAGAAAUCCUUGAUUAAUCAGAA